Neurospora tetraspora is the source of this 2242-nucleotide messenger RNA. Its product is annotated as alpha-glucosidase. Gene Ontology annotation, biological process: sucrose catabolic process; maltose catabolic process. Gene Ontology annotation, molecular function: alpha-amylase activity; oligo-1,6-glucosidase activity; sucrose alpha-glucosidase activity. NCBI's taxonomy places the organism in Eukaryota, Fungi, Ascomycota, Sordariomycetes, Sordariales, Sordariaceae. The coding region runs from base 420 to 2168 and encodes 582 amino acids. The transcript is spliced from 5 exons. The record is from RefSeq and is a predicted model, not a curated record.
UUCAUUGAGGUGUUGGUUGUUCAGACGUUUCUGUUUUGAGCAACCACAUCUGUCUACCAGGAAUAUCAACAAAUCACGAUGAACCAUGGCUGACUUUUGCUUCGUUUUCUACAACGGCGAAUCGGCAGGCGUUCCGAAGACUUGCAUUGACCAGUCGUGCCUUCCUUGGUUUAUCGUAUCUGAAAUACGAUGAUCGGCAGCUUAGCUUCAGGUUGGUGGACCGUUGACGUCGAUGGUGAGUGAUGCCUAAUGUGGACUCCGGCUCUUACAAGUAAGAGAUAAAUGUCUCUACAACUCACUUGUGUCGGCUUUCCAAACAGCAGACACAACCCAACAGUUAUCUUCAGAGCGAUUACUGGCCGCUUUGUCAAGUCCGAGUCUAGUCUUCUCCGGAGGAAUCACGUCAAACAAUCAUCACCAUGGCCGACAAUUUGGACAGAGUCUGGUGGAAAGAUGGAGUGGUCUAUCAAAUCUACCCGGCGUCUUUCAAGGACUCAAACGGAGACGGAUUAGGGGAUAUACCGGGCAUCAUCAGCAAGUUGGACUACAUCCGAGAUCUGGGAGUCGAUAUCGUUUGGGUUUCUCCAAUGUUUAACAGUCCACAGAUUGACAUGGGCUACGACGUCUCAAACUAUGAGGAGGUCUACCCUCCGUACGGCACAGUCAAGGACAUGGAGGACCUCAUUGAAGCUUGCCACAAGAGAGGAAUGAGACUGGUUUUAGACCUGGUUGUCAACCACACUUCUGAUCAGCAUGCUUGGUUCAAGGAGUCGCGAUCCUCCAAGAAUAAUCCGAAGCGUGACUGGUACAUCUGGAAACCUCCUCGUUACGCCGAAGACGGAACACGGCUUCCACCAACGAACUGGCGGAGUUACUUCUCGGGCACUGCGUGGGAGUAUGACGAGCAUACCAACGAGUAUUACCUUCAUCUGUUCGCCAAGGAAAUGCCGGACCUCAACUGGGAAAACGAAGAGUGCCGCAAAGCCAUCUACGACAGCGCCAUGUGCUUCUGGUUGGAUAAGGGCGUGGACGGCUUCCGGGUUGACUGUGUGAAUAUGUACUCGAAGUCCACCGACUUCCUUGACGCUCCCAUCGUCGACUCUCGCUUCUACGAACAACCAGCAUGGUGCUAUUACGCCAACGGGCCACGCAUGCACGAGUUCCUGCGCGAGAUGAAUGAGAAGGUGCUCAACCGCUACGACGCUAUGACCGUCGGCGAGUUACCGCACACUCCUGACCCGAAGAGGGUGCUCAACUAUGUUGGACGCAAGGAUAAGCAGCUUAGCAUGGUGUUCCAGUUCGACAUCGUGGACAUCGGCCAAGGUGGCACGCACAAGUACCACUUUGAGGAGUGGAAGCUGCCAGUGCUGAAGAAGAUCGUCGACAAGUGGCAACGCUUCAUCGAGGGCACUGACGGAUGGACGACAUCCUUCUGCGAAAACCACGACCAAGGCCGUUCCAUUUCACGCUUCGCCUCCGACGCCCCCGAGUACCGCGUCCUCUCAGGCAAGAUGCUCUCGCUGAUGAUGUGCUCCUUAACCGGAACGCUCUUCGUCUAUCAAGGCCAAGAGAUCGGCAUGAUCAACGUGCCCAAGGACUGGCCGAUAGACUACUACAAGGACAUUGAGUCCGUCAACUUCUACAAGCUCAUGGCUGCCAAGACCAACAACGAUCCCGAGGAGAUGGCGUACGUGAUGCGCAGCCUCCAGACUCUGAGCAGGGAUAACGCCCGGAUACCUAUGCAGUGGGAUGACAGUCCGUAUGCUGGGUUCACCGAAAGGCAGGAAGGUGCCUGGGCGCAUGUCCACGACCUGUAUCCCGAGAUCAACGUGGCCAAGCAACUUGAUGAUCCGAACUCGACGCUCAACUUUUGGAGAGACAUGAUCCGUUUCCGCAAGGAACAUAGCGAGGUGCUCGUGCAUGGCACGUUCGAAGCGUAUGAUAUCGACAAUGAGAAGACGUUUGUGUUUGUCAAGAGAUUCGGAGGUAAACGCGUUGUGGUUGCUCUGAACUUUAGCAGUGAGGAGCAGGAGUUGGUGUUGCCGGAGCAUGAGAAAGGGUUGAAGUUUAUGGUUGGGAACUAUGGAAACGAAGAAGAGGGAGAAGGGGGGAUGAGAAGGUUGAGGCCAUGGGAGGGAAGAUUGUACGUGGCUGGAGGUGAUGCUUGAGAGCUGAGACACUCUGACGGACCCCUUUUCGGUUGAUCUUGGACCUUUCAGCUUAAGCUUGAACUUCAAUGACA